Molecule: messenger RNA, 1680 nt
Organism: Stylonychia lemnae
Lineage: Eukaryota; Ciliophora; Spirotrichea; Sporadotrichida; Oxytrichidae
Source: the annotation of a GenBank genome assembly
AUGACUUAAAAAUUUGGAACUUCUCGUGGUGCAAAAUAUUAUGAAAGCACUAGAACUCCAUUCACCCCAGAAUCUAGUGAGGAAGAAGAGUAGGACUAUGAUGCUAAGACUGCGAAGAGUGGAGUUACUAUUAAUUUCACCAAAGGCUAUACGAAGCAUGAGGAUGAGGUAAAUAAAAUACUUGGACCAGUAGAACAUAAGAUAAAGAAAAAUAUGAAUUCUAAGCUUAAGAAAAAGUAUAAGCAGCAAAAAAAGCAGGAAGAGAAGAAGUUAAUGAAUAGAAUAGGAGAAAAUUAGGAUAAUUUAUAUGACUUUUUGCAAGAUUUUUCCUCUUCUGAUUACGAAACAGAAGAGGAAGAGGAUUAAAGCAGUCCUUAUCAUUUUGGUUCUCAGUACAAUAGAAUGUAAUCGUAAGACACAAGGUUCCAAAGAUAACCCACUGUAUUAACUGGUAAUACAGGCUAUGGAGCAAGGGAUGGAUUCGUCAAUCAUUAUGAAGAUGAUAAGUAGAGUAACUAUGACUUCGAAUAAAAUAAAGUGAUGGGAAAAUUACUCAACAGCUAUAAAAAGUUUGAAAGGAGAAAGGUUCCUAAAAAACCAAUCUAUUUUUAAAACCCUAAGAUCCCCAUAAUGAUUUCGAGAGAUUAGCUUACUAUAUAGUUUAGAGAUGUAAUGGUGUUUGAUAGUUUAGACCUGAAAAAUAAAUUCAAAAAGAUAUUUAGCAGAAACAGGGGGUUCGCAGAUGAUGAUUAGUCUUAAAGUGAAUCUGAGACCAGGAAAUCACAAUCAAGAGACAGAAAUGAAAAUACAGAUAAAAGAGAGAAAAUUGCUGGUAAAAUUACUGAACAUUUAAAAAAGAACUCAUUCUCUGCUAUGUCUGGAUCCGAUAAGUCUAAGCAGGAAUUACAAAAGCUCAUGGAUGAGUAGAAAAAAAGAGGGUUCGAAAAAUCAACAGUUGACAAGAAAGGAGCAUCAGGCAUAGGACUUGGAUCUCAUUUGUCCAAAAUGGCAUCAUAAACUGAGACUAUAAAUAUUAUCAAAACUUCUAAGGAUAAGAACCAGAAGAAGUUAGAGAGUUUAAAAGAUGAGAUCAAGAAAAAUAUCAAUAAAUUGGAGGAGAUAGAGAAAGAGACAAAGGAUUAGAAUGAUAUAAAUAAUAAGAUAAUAGUAAAAGAUAUCGAGAAUGUUUAAUAAAGAAUCAGAAACAAAGAUGCGAAGAAUAUAUCUAAACUCAAAGACUCGAUUAACCACAAACUUAAAGAAAUUAACGAAAAUUAGGAUUUAAUGCCUUCUCUUGACAUGAUUUAAAAAAGAGAAAGAUGGAUGAUCUAGUUGAAGACGCAUAUUGGUAAAUUCUAGAGUGAAGUCCUAGCCUUUAGUUUAAAGAAGUAUUUUAACAGAUGGAAGAAGGUGAAUGAUGAGUACAAGUUAAGAGCGCUUGAGUUAGAGAAGUAGUAAUCUAUGAAUCAAGUUUAAGAUGACUUAAAACCUUAGAAGAAGGAAAAGAACAACAAAAGCAAACUAAUCAGAAAUGAAGAACAGGAUGCCAAGGAUGAAGAUACCUCAGGGUAUAAUCAGAAUUAAAAGCAGUUUGAAGUAUUUCUACCAAGUGAAAGAAUAAAGAAGAAGCUCAUCCCUAAUUGCUACAAUAUCUAUAGGCCUAAGAAGGAUGAAAUGUGA